Molecule: messenger RNA, 900 nt
Organism: Lachancea fermentati
Lineage: Eukaryota; Fungi; Ascomycota; Saccharomycetes; Saccharomycetales; Saccharomycetaceae
Source: the annotation of a GenBank genome assembly
AUGUCGCAAACGGACACUUACACACUUUUCAUUCUGAGACAUGGUCAAAGUGAAUUGAACCAUGAGAAUAUAUUCUGUGGAUGGAUUGAUGCCUCUUUAACAGAAGAAGGAAAGGCUCAGGCACGUUCUGCAGCAAAAAUGAUUAAAGAGCAUUGCCAUGGAAAACCAUCUAUGCUUCCACAGAUUGGAUACAGUUCGAGAUUAGUUAGAACCCAGCAGACAUUCGAGGUCAUGCUUGAAGAACUUGGAAAGGAGGGAUCAUAUCAUGUAAUCACCCAAAGCACCAAUGUGCCCGCUAUUUUGAAAAACAAAGAAGAAUCAAAAGUUCCUGUUCUACAGACAUGGAGGCUAAAUGAGCGCCACUAUGGCUCUUGGCAAGGACAAAGGAAACCAAAAAUUCUGGAAGAAUAUGGGAAAGAGCAGUAUAUGUUUAUAAGAAGAGAUUAUAAGGGUAAGCCUCCAGCUGCUGAUCUGAGUAAGGAGAUGAUCCAAGAGAGAGAUGAUCAAGGCGCAUUGACAGGGUAUGAGUUUAAGGAACCAAACAGGCGCGUAAAGUACUGGCCAGAAGAAGAAUCUGGUGAAAAUCUCCCAAAUAGUGAAUCAUUACAUGAUGUCGUUAACCGUUUACAGACAUUUUUGAACGAAGUCAUCUUAGGAAAUUUGGAGGAGUUUUCCUCCACACUCAUAGUGGCACAUGGUAGCACAGUUCGUUCAAUUUUGAAGAUAUUGGAACAAAUUUCUGACGAAGACAUUAAAGACGUGAAUAUCCCGAAUGCUAUACCAAUUGUUAUCGAAUUAGACAAGAAAACUAAGAAGUUCAUUCGCAGAUAUUAUUUGGAUCCAGAAUUGGCGAAAGUCAAUGCAGAACGGGUGCGCAACGAGGGGUUUGAAAAGAACUAA